Messenger RNA from Nerophis lumbriciformis (worm pipefish), 1080 nucleotides. The record is from RefSeq and is a predicted model, not a curated record. Lineage: Eukaryota; Metazoa; Chordata; Actinopteri; Syngnathiformes; Syngnathidae.
AUGGCUACUGUAACGGAGGGCUGUAGUGGAAAUGGUGGCGGGUCUACGGUGCAGUCCUGGUUGUUGUUCUCUGUCUUAAUGUUGGCCACGUCCCCGCUGCCAGUAGCCUGGGCGCUGGUGGAGGGUCUCUACUGCGGAACGGAGGUCUGCUAUGACGUUUUGGGAGUUACACGAGAGGCCUCCAAGGCAGAGAUUGCUCGGGCGUACCGGCAGCUUGCACGCCGCUACCAUCCGGACCGCUUCAGGCCUGGCGAUCAGGGUUCGGAGGGAGAGACUCUGGAGUCUUUCCAGCAAAAGUUUUUGCUCGUUGCCACCGCCUACGAGACGUUGAAGGAUGAGGACAGCCGUAGGGAUUAUGACUACAUGUUAGACCACCCUGAGGAGUACUACCAGCACUACUACACCUACUACCGUAGACGGCUUACCCCCAAAGUGGACGUCAGGAUAGUAAUCCUCGUCACCAUAUGUGCCAUCUCUAUCUUCCAGUAUUACAGUUGGCACAGCAGCUACAACGAGGCCAUCAACUGCCUGGCGAAUGUCCCUAAAUACCGCAUCCAGGCCACCAUUAUAGCCAAGGAGCAGGGCCUCCUGAACCGCACCAAGGAGAAGGGCAAGAACCGGCGCUCCAAAGAAGAGAUACGGGAACAGGAGGAGGAAGUGAUUCGUGACAUUAUCAAAACAAAGAUCGACAUCAAAGGUGGCUACCAGAAACCCAACCUGUCGGACAUCCUGCUGUGUCAAAUACUGCUGUUCCCCUGUUACUUGAUAAGCUACGUGGCCUGGUAUGUUUCCUGGGUAUACCACUUCACCAUCUGCAGAGAGGAGUACGGCGACCAGGAGAAGCUUUACAUCAUCAGGAGAUACAUGAAGAUAUCUCAGUCUCAAUUUGAUAGUAUGGAUGAACUCACCAGGCAGUCCUUCUUGGAAAAACAGCUCUGGAUUAAAGAAAACUACGAGCUGUACAAAGCAGAGCAGGAAGAAGAGAUGAAGGCGAAAAUGGCAACCGACCCAAAGAUGAAAAGGUACAGACGCUGGAGGAAAAACGAAGGACCCGGACGGUUAACCUUCAUCGACGAUUGA